AAAAAAACCCACUAAACAAACAUCAUCAGAAACAGAAAAUUUUAGCCCAAAAUACCUUUAAUUUCCUUCAUCCAAGUUUCAACUUUUACACAUUGCCCUCCGCCAUGGACGCUACUGGUAGGGUCAUGUUUCGGCGGUCAACCUCCGGUUUAACAGUGCUAGCACACUCGUUUGGCAUCUUAUCUCUCAUCCUAUUGCUGUUUUGGUUAUUGCAUUAUCGUGGAGGUCUUAAUCUUGAAUCUGACAUUUCAGAACGUAUUUUUAAUGUUCACCCAUUCAUGAUGUUCUUUGGGCUUAUUUUUCUCUCGGGUGAAGGAAUGAUGGCAUACAAGACGAUAGCAGCAGAAAAACCUGUCCAGAAGUUUAUUCACAUGCUGCUUCACCUGAUUGCUAUUUGUAUGGGAAUUAUUGGAAUACAUGCUGUUUUAAAGUUUCAUAACAAGGAGAACAUAGAAGAUUUCUAUAGCUUGCAUUCAUGGGUAGGCAUUGCCACCUUCAGCAUUUUUCUCUUGCAGUGGUUGGUUGGGUUUGUGUUGUUCAUGUUUCCAAAAGCUUCGCCAGGGACAAGAGCAAGGGCGCUUCCAUGGCACAUAUGUGGGGGUAGGGCCCUAUUAUACAUGGCAAUAUCCUCUGCCCUGACCGGGUUGAUGGAGAAAGCUACACUCUUGGGAGACAAGUACCACUCGAAUCAAGCUCGUACAAUCAACUUCCUUGGACUUUCAAUCCUUCUCUUUGGCAUUUUCGUUGAUUUUUCCCUUGUGUUUGCUCGUUAUGUGUGAUUUCUUUUAUUUUGCCGAUUCCUCAAUUGGAUUCAUGUUACCUACAUUAUUUUAUUUUAAUUGUUUUCUUAAUUCACAUUUAACUUGAAGCA
This is a messenger RNA of Vitis vinifera (wine grape), 871 nucleotides long. RefSeq names its product probable transmembrane ascorbate ferrireductase 3. Gene Ontology annotation, molecular function: oxidoreductase activity. The transcript is spliced from 4 exons. Bases 105 to 779 code for a protein of 224 amino acids. Lineage: Eukaryota; Viridiplantae; Streptophyta; Magnoliopsida; Vitales; Vitaceae. The record is from RefSeq and is a predicted model, not a curated record.